Spizellomyces punctatus DAOM BR117 is the source of this 5461-nucleotide messenger RNA. RefSeq lists its product as uncharacterized. The transcript is spliced from 19 exons. The coding region runs from base 101 to 5284 and encodes 1727 amino acids. NCBI's taxonomy places the organism in Eukaryota, Fungi, Chytridiomycota, Chytridiomycetes, Spizellomycetales, Spizellomycetaceae. Gene Ontology annotation, biological process: transmembrane transport. Gene Ontology annotation, cellular component: membrane. Gene Ontology annotation, molecular function: ABC-type transporter activity; ATP hydrolysis activity; ATP binding. The record is from RefSeq and is a predicted model, not a curated record.
GGGGCCUUCCCAUCAUAUUCCUCGGCAACCAUCACCUUUUGCGAAGUCGUGCCCACGGGCUUGGAGAGUGGGAUAUUUGUACAUUUGACAGUAUUAAAAAAUGUCUUUGCCAGAGAAAUUAUGUGGAGGAAAACCAUGGGGCCCUUGGGUUGAUUCGGACUUCACCGAUUGUUUUGAACGGAGUAUAAUUGUGUCGAUAAUACCCACGGCGUAUAUUCUCCUAGUCGGAACAUUUGCACUCCUCCGUCACGUAUUUUGGCAACGCCGGAAUCUCGAUCCUCGAGCAUAUUUACCCGUCCUUCAGAACGACCCAGGCCGCCAUGGUGCGGAUAAUGAUUAUGGUGCCGGUGACGAGAGUUAUCCCGUGUCCUCUGACGAGGAAGGGCCGAGAAGGAGGGAUAUGUGGGUCUGGAUCUGUUUGUUGGGGCUGGCGUUGUCUCAUAUUGGCGUGAGCUUGAUCGGGUAUGGCAUUGAAACUGCACAAAAUGGGAACACAGUUAACGAGAACGAGCCGUACGUAACAAUGGAAGUCAUCACUGUCACGUUCCAAUGGCUCUACGUGAACAUUAUUUUAGGAUACCUAACUGUUGCGACCUGCCCAGCCAAUCGCCCCUCACUCUACUUCCCCUGUGAAAGAUCUAAACGAAAGUCGUUAUGCUAUCUCCUGAGCUAUUUUGGACUCUUUGCCUUAUGUAAAAGUGUGCAGCUUCGUUCAGUAUGGGCGUGGUAUGGAUCUGGACAUAUGAGCAGAGCGAUCGUCAUCAUUGUUGGAGCACAAGCAAGCAUUGCGCUUGUGAUGCUUGCUAUGGGAGCAUGGAUUUCUGGAGAGCGUCUAUUGAGGAGAAGGCGACAUAUUUUUGGCGGCUUUCAGUCGGAGCAUAGGGAACCGCCAGCGUCACGAGAGACCGGAGCUUCUCUUUAUGCCAAGUUUUCCUUCUCAUGGUUCAAUAAUGUGAUUGAGCGAGGCUACCGAAAGACGCUGGACAUGAACGAUGUCCCUCAUCUGGUGGACGGGGACAAGGCUGCGAACGUGUGUGACCGAUUCAACCGAAUUCGGCUCCAGCAUAGUAGCUUACUUAGGGCUCUUUACCAUCUCGUCCGUCCGGAACUCUCAAUACAAGCUGCAUACGCGUUCGUUUCUGCCCUAUUAUCUUUCUCGGGUCCCUAUUUAUUGAAUCGUAUUCUCGCUCAUGUGUCGCGUCCCCGCGAGGAUUCUUCGCCGAAGGAAGGCCUGGCGUAUACGUUUGCUCUAUUGAUCACGGCCCUGAUACGAGCAGCAUGUGAUGGCCAAGUCUAUUUUAAUGGAAGAAGAAUUGGUACCCGUGUGCGCGCGGUUCUCAUAGGGCAAAUUUAUGGAAAGGCUCUACGCAGGCGGGCGGUGGCAGUCCCAACGAAAGAAGAGCAAGCUGGCGCGUCGACCGGUCAGAUCACUAAUUUGAUGUCGGUUGAUACGCAAAAGAUUCUCGAAGUUUCUUGCUACAUUAUGUAUCUAUGGACUGCUCCCCUACAGAUUGCUAUAUGCGUGACACUUCUGAUGGUUGUCCUCGGGUGGCCAGCUAUUGCAGGGCUUGCUGUGAUGAUAGCGAUGCUCCCAAUUGGGGCUACCUUAGGCAAGAUGGUUGCUAUGAAGCAGAAAAUGUUAAUUAAAGCCACAGACCGACGGAUUACAGCCAUGAAUGAGACCUUGCAAGGAAUUCGCAUUGUGAAAUUCUUUGCAUGGGAGACACAUUAUUUCAAUAUGCUCACAAGUUAUCGAAAUUCCGAGAUUAACCGUUUACGAGGAUACCUCUAUACUGUUGCCACGUCCCGUCUUCUUUGGUACGCUGCACCGAUUAUCGUGUCAUUCUUGACCUUCAUGACGUUCACUAUCGUCGCCCAUCGAGAGUUGACUGCCGAAAUUGCGUUCACUGGACUGGCUUUGUUUAAUGCGCUGCGGCAACCGUUGCAGCUUUUCCCAGACAUGAUCGUUCGCGUGAGUGAAGCACUCGUGAGCAUGAAGCGAGUGGAAGACUUUUUGGGAGAGAAUGAACUGGAACGAUAUCAGUCGGAAAAAGCCGAUGGCCAUCGCGCGGAGGGCGGCCCAGGCAGCGAAGAUGGAACAGAGAUCGUUGGCUUUACAGGCCCCGCAAAGUUUUCCUGGCAAGGCAAAGAUGGAGAUAGCGAUUCGAUGCAGAAGGAGUUUGUUUUGAAGGAUCUGGAAAUCACUUUCCCAGUUGGUGGCCUGAGCUUGGUAGUGGGAACCACUGGAUGUGGCAAGACAAGUUUGGUUAUGGCGCUACUAGGAGAGAUGAAUCGUCUGGCUGGCGAGGUAUAUUUGCCGGACAGUCGGUACGGGCGGCUGAAUCCUUCAACUGGUCUUACGAAUAGCGUCGCUUACGCUGCACAGCAAGCAUGGCUCAUGAACGCAACUAUUCGCGAUAAUAUUUUAUUCGGUCAACCAUAUGAUCCAGCCAAAUAUGAUCGUGUAAUUCACGCGUGCGCCUUAUUGAGAGAUUUGGAAACCCUUGAAGGCGGGGAUAUGACCGAAAUCGGCGAGAAAGGCGUAAACCUGUCGGGUGGACAGAAAGCACGAAUUUCGCUUGCGCGUGCAGCCUAUUCUCCAGCGGCAUUUGUUUUGAUGGAUGACCCUUUAUCAGCUGUUGAUGCUCCAACAGCCCGACACCUGUUUGAACACUGCAUUCUGGGACUGCUGGGCGGACGAACUCGAGUCCUCGUCACGCAUGCUGUACAUCUAUGUGUUCCCCGUGCGGACCAUGUUGUAGUGAUGCGGAGAGGAGGCAUCGCCACACAAGGUCCUCCCAGCGCGGUCGUAGGAAGAGGGCCUGGAAAAAUUGACCUUGUACCAGACGAGGAGAGGGAAGAGGGGUUGCCGACGGAUUCUCGAAGUCUGACAACUUUGUAUGAAACACCUGAGGCAGAAGUCGAGAAGUGUGACGGAGAAGGCGAUAUUAUGAGCACUGCUCCCUCCCCAGAGAUAAACGAUGCCUCAUCUAUGGAACCACUGCUCGACAUGGAGGAUGGAGACUCGGAUCCAGACCAAGACGUAGACAUUGAAUUUGAUGACGGUGCAAGCUUGGAAUCUGAUCAAGCAUUAAGACCGGCCGGUAUUCAACCUUCUCAGCGCAAGAUCCUUCGACUCACCGAAGAUGAGGCUCGCGCUGUUGGUUCCGUCAAGGGCAAAGUGUACUGGGCGUACAUUAGCGCGGCGGGUGGCUUUGUGUUCUUGAUGGCCUUGAUUUUUGCCUACCUUACCGUUCAACUAUCUACUAUUGGCCAAGAUUGGUGGUUAAAGUCUUGGGCAGCAGCUUACCGACGAGCUACCUAUCGUGUCACAAUGGGAGGUUCAGAAUCGCCGCAGAUAGUUUUGUCGGUUUUCCCGACAUAUCAUCUUGGACCUUCCUCAAAACUAGAAGACAGAAAGGGGGUCAACUAUUACCUUAUUAUCUACGCGCUGAUCGGACUGCUGACGAUGUUAACUCUGUUCAUCCGAAUCCUUGUGAAUUGCACUGGUUCCCUCCAUGCGUCGCGCCACCUCCAUAGCGCAAUGCUGGCAAGGCUCCUUCAUGCUCCGAUGCGGUUCUUUGAUACUACUCCCAUGGGACGCAUUUUGAAUAGAUUUUCGAAAGAUGUUCAGUCUUUGGAUCAAGAGGUUGCAGCGUUUGGGGGCGACUUUUUGUCAAAUACAGUUGCCGCAGUAGGAGUCGUCGCAGUUGUCGCGGUCGUCACGCCAGUGUUUUUGGGUGGUAUUGUUCCAAUUGCGCUAAUAUAUAUCUCGGUUGCCCGGUUAUACCUUCGAACCUCAAGGGAGCUGAAGCGUUUAGAGUCGACUACCCGAUCUCCUAUAUUCUCGCACUUUAGCGAAACGAUUGUGGGGGCAUCAACUAUUCGUGCAUAUGGCGCGGAAGACAAAUUCAUGAAAGAAAAUUACGCUCGUGUGGAUACCAAUCAUCGAGCGUUUUUCUACCUCUGGGUGUCGAAUCGCUGGCUUGGAGUGCGAGUUGACUUGGUUGGUGCCAUGGUUUCGUUUUGCUCGGCAGCCGCAAUUUUGGCAACCGUCCAUUGGGGCCAUGGCAUGGACCCAGGCGCUGCUGGUUUAAGUUUGAGUUACGCGUUGACAUUUACGGACUCGCUGUUGUGGGUCGUCAGAAUGCACGCGUUGAUGGAAAUGAGUAUGAACUCUGUGGAACGUAUACAGGAAUAUCUGUCUAUUGAGCAGGAGGCGCCUCCCGUCAUUGAGGGCUCAAGACCACCCGUAUCGUGGCCAGCUGCUGGAAGAGUAGAAUUUCAAGAUCUCACUGUUCGAUAUUCCGCUGAUUUGACUCCUGUUCUUCGACAUGUUAACUUUAUUGCCAAGGCAGGAGAGAAAGUCGGAAUUGUUGGGCGUACUGGAGCAGGGAAAUCUACCCUGUCCUUGGCUCUGUUCCGAUUUUUGGAAGCUUCUGGCGGACGAAUAUUGGUUGAUGAUAUUGACAUAUCGCAGAUUGGAUUGCAAGAUCUUAGGUCACGGUUGACUAUCAUUCCGCAAGACCCUAUCCUAUUCACGGGGACAGUUCGCUCCAAUCUUGAUCCAUUUUCUGAGCACACCGAUUUGCAACUAUGGACAGCGUUGCGUAGAGCGCAUCUUUUAGAUUCGCAUGCUACUGCAGUGUCCAUUCCCGGUAGAGAUGCAGCUGGAGUUAGCUGUGACGGUUCAAGCUUGACUACUAACCUGGUACAAGAUCGGACAGGAUCCUUGGUUCCCUCCCGCCACCAAAGUUUAACACCGACACCAACUCUUUCCCGGCGCGCGUCUGUCAAUUCCCUUGCUUCUGAAACCCGUACCACGAGAAGGCGUUCAUCAAACACUUCGCUUGCAUCCUAUCGCUCUGCUAACAUCCUUACCUUGGAUACCAUUGUAAGUGAAGGUGGUCAAAACUUUUCUCAAGGCCAGCGGCAGCUCCUUUGCCUUGCGCGAGCGUUGUUGCGAAGCUGUAAAGUUAUUGUGUUGGAUGAGGCAACGGCGAGUGUAGACCAUGAAACGGAUGCAAGGAUUCAGGAAACGAUUCGUACAGAGUUCCGAGGAGCGACGUUGCUUUGUGUUGCACAUCGGUUGAGGACUGUAGCCGAUUACGAUAAGAUCCUUGUUCUAUCGCAGGGAACUGUUGCUGAAUUCGGGUCACCUUACGAGCUGAUGACCAAGCCGCCCGGCCCCGAUGCAGUGUUUCGUGGCAUGUGUGAAGAGACGGGCGAGUACCCGAUUUUGGUGGAGAUGGCAAAGCGAGCCGACAAGGACCGGGGACAUUGAGCUGUUUGGUCUGUCCGGGACUAUUUUGUCUAGUACUUUUCUCUUAUCUAGCCGUUUUUUUUUUUGGUUUUUCAUCCUGUAUGCAAGUUUGCCUUUAGAACCCUUGUUUGUACUAUGUUUUUCUGUGAUAAACUAUUCUGUUCUGUCUUCUUGUUGUUGAUCAAAAAAUAAGUUGAG